Bursaphelenchus xylophilus (pine wood nematode) is the source of this 5396-nucleotide messenger RNA. The record is from the annotation of a GenBank genome assembly. Lineage: Eukaryota; Metazoa; Nematoda; Chromadorea; Rhabditida; Aphelenchoididae.
AUGAAUGGGAAUGGGCUUACGGUACCUGAGAACGGCGAUGGACGCACGAGGAAGCUCAGCAACAGGUUUUAUGUAGGAUUAUUCCGGGGAAUUGUGAUGUAGAAGGGAAAAUUUUGGGUUAAAUUUUUGUAAUAAGUAAUUUUUUUAUUUUUUUUUUACUUUCGUUUGCGACGAAAGUUUUCUGAAAUUGAGAUCUCAGAACUGAAUUUUGGGAACUUCCUUUCUGCCCAUAAAAAGGCAAAUACGCCAAUUUAAUAGGUUAUACGUAUGCACUUAGUAUGAAAGACUUUCAGACAAUCCAAAGUCUCAUUUCAUAGCUGUACAUCCAUUUAUGUUGCCCUUCCUUCAGGUGACCCCCUCAUCCAGUAAUAUCGCCAAUUUGGAUUCAGAUCAGUCCGCAGGGAGUCCUCGAGAUGAACAGCCAUUGCCGCAGGCCCUCAGGAAAGCGUCGGCGCCAAAUUUUCCCACAGAACCAAUUCUCAACAAUAAUAAAGAGAUCAAAAAGGUAAGGUUUGGUUCUAAAUCUUUUUUAACUCAUCCAUCUGCAAUUUUCAGCCGUUGCCUAAAGAAAAAAGCGAGCCUAUCAACAAUAAUAACAACGAUGACACCAUUACGGCAUCUGGGACAGUUCCUCGCGGGGUUCAAUUUGAUGUCGGAGAGGAGGAAGAUGAUCCAAACAUCACGAUUGGGAGUGGAAGCGGCGUCGAGAAUACUAUUACUGCUAAUUUGAAAAGCUGGAGGUAAUUUUGAGCAGUUUUUGGGAGCGAGUUUUUGUAUGUAUCUGUGAUGACUUUAGGGUUAAAUUUUGCCAGAAUUUAUGGGCACUGGAGAUUGGGAUUUUGCAAGGAAUUCCUGAAACUUUUAAGCCACGUUAUGCCGAAAUGAAUUUUAUGUAAAAUUCGCUUUUUUAAGUAAAGUUUUGACGAUUUUUUCAGGUAUCAAAAAACCCUCGACCACCCUCCAUUACUUGAUUUUUAUCGAAAUUCGACCGAUGAAACGGGUCCCUGCGCCCACCGCCCAUCAAUGUUGGAGCUCCUUCAUGGAGAAAAAGCGGAUGAAGUCAAGGAUUUCCAAAAACAAAACGAGGAUCUGGUCGAUCAACAUCUCUCUCACGAAUGUUUGAGUGAGGCCAAGUUAUUGGAAGAGGACAAAGAAAAAGAGAAAAAGAAAAAUAGAAAGAAAACGGUAGAGGAGAAAGAUCUGGUGAUCCCGUUGAUUGAAUCAUCGCCGGUUAAGAUAAAUCCCAAAGUAAACACGCCCAGGAAGAAGUUCGGAUGGAUCGAGGGCGUCUUUUUCAGGUAAGAAUCGCGAUUUGCAUUGUUACUACUGUUUUGCCGAUGCAUUGUGCGGUUCAAUCCGUUCUGCACGGUGCAAGCCAAACGUGAAUUCAAAAUGCACUGUGCAAAGAAUAAAUUUCUUCAUUUUCAGAUGCGUUCUCAACAUUUUUGGUGUCAUCCUGUACCUUCGCGUGUCCUGGGUGAGUGGCCAAGCCGGAAUAGCCUUAGGCGAGAUGGUUGUCUUCCUCGCGUCUACCGUAACCACCAUAACCGCUCUUUCCACCUGUGCAAUUUGCACAAAUGGAGAAGUAAAAGGGGGCGGGGCAUAUUUCUUGAUCUCCAGAUCAUUGGGGCCUGAGUUCGGCGGUUCAAUUGGCCUUAUAUUCUCUGUGGCCAAUGCUGUCGGCGCCGCAAUGUACAUAGUUGGAUUUGCGGAGACAGUGCGAGAUCUGAUGCGAGAAUAUGGAGUCAUGAUAAUCGAUGGGGAAAUGAACGAUGUCCGAGUUGUUGGCCUCAGUAAGUUGUGUCUGACACAAUUAUUUCGUUUUUAGUCACCUGUGUCAUCUUGAUGGGAAUUAUUUUUAUCGGAACUGAUUUUGAAAGCAAAAUGCAAAUGGGGUUACUUGUGGUACUACUCUUAUCAAUUGUAAACUAUUUUGUUGGAUCAUUUUUACCACCAACACAUGCUCAACAACUUCGAGGGAUCACUGGAUAUAGUUGUAAGUCAGAUAUUUCAAAAGUUAUAUUAUCAUCAUGUAUAAUGUAAAAUUUUAUUUUUUGAUACCGAUUUUGAUAAUUUUAUUUCCAGAUUACACUUUGAAAGAGAACCUGCUUCCUCAAUUCCGCGAUGGCCACAAUUUUUUCUCGGUUUUCUCCAUCUAUUUUCCCGCAGCAACUGGAAUAAUGGCCGGUGCCAACAUUUCCGGCGACCUCACAGACCCCCAGAAGGCGAUUCCCUUAGGCACUUUGAUAGCCAUCGCGUUUACUACGGUCAUCUACUUCUUUUUGAUCCUCGUUACUGGCUCAACGGCUGUUCGGGAUGCCGAUGGAAUCCAUCUUCCACAUCUGAUAUCAUCCUCAAAUUCCAGUACAAUAUCCGGCUCUUAUGGCCUUCCAAAUCCACAACCAUUGGCCUCAUAUCUCCUCCCAAGCUGUGCUGUCAACAGUACCUGCCCUUAUGGACUUCAGAAUUACUUUCAAAUCAUGGAAACGGGCUCUUUUUGGGGUCCCUUGAUCACUUGUGGCAUCUUCGCCGCCUCGCUGAGUUCGGCGUUGGCGUCGCUGGUCAGUGCCCCCAAGGUGUUCCAAGCUGUUUGCAAGGACGGACUCUUCCCUUAUAUCACAUAUUUUGGACAAGGAAGUGGCAAAGACGACGAGCCAAGACGGGCUUAUUUCUUGGCCUUUGUUCUUGCAAUGCUGAUCGUUUUGGUGGGAGAUUUGAACGCGAUAGCCCCAAUUAUAUCCAACUUUUUCCUCUGCUCCUAUGCCUUAAUCAACUACGCAUGCUUUGAUAAUUCUUUUGCCCACUCUCCGGGCUUCCGACCAGCCUUCAAGUACUAUAAUAUGUGGGUAUCUCUGUUGGGAGCGAUUAUGUGUGUUACGGUCAUGUUUAUCGUAUCUUGGUUUACGGCAUUGCUGACAUUUUUCUUCUUCGCAUUGCUCUUUAUGUAUUUGUCGCAUCGAAAGCCAGGUUCGUUUAUUUUAAACUCACUUUUUGCCCUUUUCUUCAUGACCAUCUAGUACAAUAUAAUUCCUACAGAUGUAAACUGGGGAUCCUCAACUCAAGCGCACUCAUACCGAAACGCCUUACAUGCAGUAACAAGAUUAGAAAAUACCGAUGAACACGUCAAAAAUUAUCGACCUCAGAUAUUGGUAUUGACCGGAAAUCCCGCAGCUCGCCCAAGUUUGGUCGAUUUUGUGAGUAAUAUCACAAAAGACACGAGUCUGAUGAUAUGUGGAUAUGUAGUACCUGUAAGCAAAAAAAAUUUAAUCUAAUUAACCUCCAAAUCAUCCACAAUUUUUAUGCAUAUUAUAUUAACCCUGUUGAUCUUUUUUAGUAUAAUCCUUCGGAUCAAGUGUUUGCAAUGUUACGAAAGCUCAACGACCAGCUCAGAUCAUGGCUCAAGAAGCGACACGUCAAAUCGUUCUACAUUUCGAUCGCCAACACCUCUCUUCGAGCUGGAGUUCAAUCUCUAAUCCAAUCUGCUGGUCUGGGUCGACUUCGUCCCAACGUUUUGGCUAUGGGAUUCAAGCAAGAUUGGCUAGAAAGAGGGGCCUCUAGUGUCGCCGGACUUCAAGAAUACUUCGGAAUCAUCCAGUACGUCUUUUAUACUAUCUAAUUUUUAUUUUCGACCUUAUUUUAGAGAUGCAUUUGAUGCGAAUCUGGGAAUUAUGAUUCUUCGCGCGAAUUCUGGAGGUCUAGACUUUAGUGAAAUGAUGAGAACUCACAACAUUGGAGAUACCAACAGACUGAAGCUGCCUGAUCUCAGCAGUGUACCCAUUCGACCCAAUAUUUCCGAUAAAUCUUUGGCUUUAACAGCAGCUAAUGCUCUCUCAACUCAAGUCAACUCCUCCACGGGAAGUGUGAAUGUGAAUCCACUUGGAGAUAAUCGAAACAAUUCAUCUCAUGUCAAUCUGGGGCUCCGGGAAGGGUCUUCGAAGGGAUUGAGCUCCAACAACAGUAAGUUUGAGGAUGUCUCCAACAUUGUAGUAGGUAAAGUUGAAUAAAACCUAAAUUUUGAAAGGGAAAGGAGUAAAAAAACUUACAAAAAAUUGGAAACUUUGCAAAUCGUAUAAACGUUUUACAUCGGAUUUUGUUCAAUUUUAUGCAACUUUAUUGCUGCAGAAUGCCAAUAUUUUUUGGCGGUAAAAAGUAUUGUUGUGGGGCGCAUGGAAAUGAUCCCUGUAACUUUUAUGUUCUUGUAGGCUCCUUCCGAGAAAGCCAAGCGCCCAUAGAUGACGACUACAUUUCAUCACAAGAGGAGUACGAAGACGAUGAGAGCAGUGAAGAUCCCGAGAAAAAGACAACUGACGUCAGUACUGUUGAUUUGAGUAAACUGGAAGAGGGAAGAAAAGUCAACUUCGAAAUCACUGAACCUGACGAUAAAAAGAAGAGUGUGAGAAGAAGAAAGUAAGAAGCUACUCAAAUUCUAAUAAAUUAUAUUGUAAUCUCCAAGAAUAACCCUAUCUUUUCAAUUCUAGGACCAACAAGAACGAAUACGGAAAUCUAUUUACUCUUAGAACGUAUGUAAAGCAUUCAUAACAUAGGUUUUUGUCCUGUUCUGACUUGUGUUUGAGGUCAUUUCCCCUUGAGUAAUUCAUAGUUCUUGUAACUCACUAAUCUUUACAUUACACUUGAUCACUUUUGAUGUUACACCUACCAAAAAUUGAUAUUUCUCCUAAAAUGUUGUUGAUUUCAGCUCGCGACGGCUUACUUCUGCUCAGAAAGACCUUCUAUUUUCGAUUAACAAGUUCCAAAGGAAAGUGAAAAAGGGUGUGAUCGAUGUCUGGUGGCUUUACGAUGAUGGAGGGUUAUCAUUGCUAGUGCCGUAUCUAUUGACCCAGCCCAAGUCUUAUCUUGAAAAUGCUACCCUGAGGCUUUUUACUAUCUCGACUUCUGCGUCCGGUCUUCAACUUGAACAUCGUGCCAUGGUCGCGUUGUUGAGCAAGUUCAGAAUUCAAUUUUCUGACAUCACAGUACUCCCGGAUGUCGGGAGAAAGCCGAGAAAAGAGACGUAAGUAUAUAUUUAAAGACGUGUUUUACCUCCGGGAAAUGGUUUUGAAGCCUAUGUGUUCUUUUUCCAUUUUUGUUAUUUUAACUUUAGGAUCCAAAAGUUCAACGAUCAAAUCGAGCCAUUCCGAGGCGAUAAACCCCCUUUAAUCACUGAUUCCGAACUUGCAAAUCAAAAGGACCGAACGAUGAGACAAUUAAGAAUCUCGGAGCUCCUGAGGGAGCACUCUGAAGAAGCUGAUUUAAUUAUAUUAUCCAUGCCAAUCCCCAGAAAAGGUGUAACCUCGGGCUGUCUCUAUCUUUCCUGGUUGGAUAUGAUGACCCGGGAUCUUCCCCCCACUCUACUGGUUAGAGGAAACCAACAAUCCGUCCUUACUUUCUACUCCUAG